Ceraceosorus guamensis is the source of this 1528-nucleotide messenger RNA. RefSeq lists its product as hypothetical. The record is from RefSeq and is a predicted model, not a curated record. The coding region runs from base 209 to 1144 and encodes 311 amino acids. The transcript has 2 exons. Lineage: Eukaryota; Fungi; Basidiomycota; Exobasidiomycetes; Ceraceosorales; Ceraceosoraceae.
AAUGCUGUAAAGCUGUCCAACACACGCAACGAUAAACACCCAACACCCGACCACCUCAUUCGUGAUCUACUCAACACAGAGAGAAUCUCAGUCACGAGUCACGAGUAUCGAGGUGUCUGAAGAACAAGAGUUUGACAUCCUGCAGCCGGCGAAGAGGCGAUUUGGAAAAGCCAUUGUCCUUGGCGGAGAGGCGACGGCUGAGUGAGAAAUGUCUAGCUCAGAUCAUGGUAAGGAGGAGGAGGAGCGGAGGGCAUCAGGUAAACCCAACGCCCAAACUUUGAAAGUUGCUGGCGAAAAGAAGGCCAAUGACUUGGAUGCGGUACCGCGCGAUGCCACCAUCGCAGACCCGCCAGAGCAGGAGGAGGCGGCGGCGUCGCGCGACAUGGCUGCACCUCGAGCGCCCAAAUCAGACGGCAAGGAGGGAGAGAGGUGGGAGAGAGGCAGGGGACGGGGCCGGGGUAGAGGGAGAGGCGCUAGUCGGGGUUCGGACACUGCGAAAGGACGGGGCCGAGGGGGAGGAGCAGGAGGAGCUGCACCAGGGAAUACGAAGCCGAGCAGCGAUGCAGCAUCAUUCGUCGUCGACUCGAGCGAUGCGGUUCACGUGAAUGCGAAUGGAGUUGCAGAUCCGCAGUCAGGAUCAGCAGCACAGUCCAGCAUGCCCACCUCGCCCCCCUCUGCGCCCAAAUCUCCCAAGGCGUCCCCAGCAUACACCAAUCCCACGCGGCAUACUACAGGAGGUCCUGCUCGCUCCAAGCCGAGCGAAUCGGAGCUAGAAGCUAGGUUGGCCAAGGCUAGAGCGGCUAAUGAGAACAUCAUGGCUAGGCGAGCACAAGUGGAGGAAGACUUGCAGAGAUAUGGAGAGAGGACCAAGGAAGAAGAGGCGAAGAGGAGGGAAGCAAUGCAAAAAGAGGCGGAAGUGAAAAGGGAGAAAAAGGAGAGGAUGAGAAGGGAAAAGGAGAGAGAUGCCGCUAUAGCGCAAGAGAGGGCAGCGAAUGCGGCGCGAAAGUUGCAGCACUCUUCGACCAGGGCUUGGGACGCGGAAAAGGAAGAGCAAGUGCACAAACCUUGGGAGAGGAAUGCGCGACCGGACGCUGUACGAGGUGGCGCUCGAGCAACAGGUGCGAGACCAGAAAGAGGCGCCUAGACGGUCGCCGACCGCACGUCUUACGACGUUGAGCCGAGUCAUUCGCAAGAUGGCUAGAUGGCGCUACAACGCAGCGCCGUGCCGCCGCAUUGCGUGUGACCAUGUUGCUUGUCAGCUACAUCUACUCCGCCCAGCUGGUGGCGAGCGAGACAAUGGAGUGAUCAGCUGACUAUCUAUACCCCUCAAUGAUACUUCUACUACACCCGAUUAUCAGAGCGCUCUGCACUCAAUGGCGGUCCAUCACAAGAAUCGCAUGAGCACGCGUGCAGCCUCCUUCUUCCUCCACACUCAGUCGCCAAGCGAAGCGACCGCGAUGGUGGGUCACAGACAAGCAGUGUCCCACUGACGCUGAGCUGUGACCGCCAAUCAUACGUGCUCCUUGCC